AGUCAUUUAUCGAUGGCAAGUUGGUCACCUUGUUCUACACGUUCUAUAUCACCAUGUGGUACUCCUUUACAGUUGAAAGGCUCAUGGGCAUCGGAUAUUGUUUAUUUACCGCAUAGCCUAGAAAGAACUAUAAAAAUCGCGAAAGGUCCAUUAUCACUCGGACUGGUAUUAGAUGCUGAUGCGGAUAAAGGAAUAAAUGGUUGUAAGGUGAAAAAUAUUUGUAACAAAAAAGCAGUAGGAAGGGAUGGUCGAGUACAGGUUGGCGAUUACAUUGUAAAAAUUAAUGCUGAAAGCUUAAGGAAUGUUACAAAUUCUCAAGCACGUGCAAUACUGAAAAGGACAAAUUUAAUUGGCACGAACUGCAAUAUUGUAUAUAUAACAUCAACUGAUGCGAAAAUAUGGAGAGAGCGAUAUCAUCAGGACAGCGAAAUGCAAAUGCCAGUUAUCAAUAGGUUAUCACCAAAAAUCUUUCCUAAAUAUUAUCGUAGUCCAUUUGUGGCACGACGUGAGCAUAGUUCAGUCGAACAUACCGAAUCAUUCGAUAGCGAUAUUGUAAGUUCGGAUGCAAUGGAUAGCCGAAAUGAAGUACCACAACCUAUUUUUCAAGUUCGCCCUCAAUUGCGACACGCUGGUUCCAUUGUUGACGGUAGCGAAAUAGAAAAAUUUUCCUAUGAUAUUGUGCUGGUGAGUUUAUUUCUUAUUUUUCUCCAUUUUUUUUUUUUAUAA
Messenger RNA from Dracunculus medinensis (Guinea worm), 726 nucleotides. The record is from the annotation of a GenBank genome assembly. NCBI's taxonomy places the organism in Eukaryota, Metazoa, Nematoda, Chromadorea, Rhabditida, Dracunculidae.